AUGUUCAGGAACAAUUACGACAACGAUUCAGUUACCUGCUCGCCGCAAGGAAGAAUCUUCCAGGUAGAAUAUGCCCAAGAAGCUGUAAAGCAAGGCUCUGUCGUCGUUGGAAUUGCUAGCAAAACACAUGCCGUCCUAGUAGCUCUCAAGCGCAACGCCGAAGAACUCUCCUCCUACCAAAAGAAGAUCAUCCCCAUAGAUCAGCACAUGGGCAUCGCCAUUGCAGGCCUAGCCUCUGACGCCCGCGUCCUCUCCAACUUCAUGAAACAGCAAUCCCUCGCCUCAAAAAUGACUUACGGCCGUCCCAUUCCCCUCGAAAACAUCGUCGACCGCGUAGGCGAGCGCGCCCAGACAAACACCCAGCACUACGGCAAACGGCCCUACGGUGUCGGCCUGCUCGUGGCCGGCGUCGACGAUGCGGGGCCCCAUCUGUACGAGUUUCAACCCUCCGGCAUGACCCAUGAGAUGGUUGCGUAUGCGAUUGGGGCGCGGAGUCAGAUGGCCCGGACGUAUUUGGAGAGGCAUCUGGAGGAGUUUGACGGGUGUGGGCGGGAUGAGUUGAUUAGGCAUGGGUUGAAGGCGUUGAAGGAGAGUUUGUCCCAGGAUAAGGAGUUGACGGUUGAUAAUACGACGGUUGGCAUUGUCGGGGUUGGGGAGGGGAAAGGGAAGGUUGAGGCGUUUAAAUUGUAUGAAGGGUUGGAUGUGGGGGUGUUUUUGGAAAACGCGAGUAAUGAGGGGACACAGGGCGGAGGUGAGGGGGAAGCGGAAGCAGAAGGGCAGCCCAUGGAAGUGGAUUCAUGA
Messenger RNA from Paracoccidioides brasiliensis Pb18, 801 nucleotides. RefSeq names its product proteasome core particle subunit alpha 6. Bases 1 to 801 code for a protein of 266 amino acids. The record is from RefSeq and is a predicted model, not a curated record. Gene Ontology annotation, cellular component: proteasome core complex; nucleus; proteasome core complex, alpha-subunit complex. Gene Ontology annotation, biological process: ubiquitin-dependent protein catabolic process. The transcript is spliced from 3 exons.